UUUGUUGCUCGUGGUUCAGAGGCUGCAUCAGUUUCUUGCUUUCCCUUCCCUGUCUCUGGAUACAAUUGUUAAAUCAGAUACUUCUGCUUGGAAACACAAAUUUCCCCCUUCAAGACACUGGGUUUAUCCCUUUUCUCCUGUCUUAAGUGACAACACAAAGAUAUUUAAAAAAAAACCUGGGCCAGAUUGAUCUCAUUUCCUUUAAUGAAGUUACACCAUAGAUUAAUUUGGCCCAACAAUUGGCCUUGAGUAGUUUGCAGAGCAAUAGAACUAUAUAAUUUCCAUAUAAUCUUUAUGUAAUGCUGUGGUGCUUCCACUGAGGAUUUCUUUCUAUUAGAGAUUAAAUUAGCUAGACAGAUUAAAGGGAGUCUACAUGGAAAACUGAAUAUUUUAGGCCAAUUUUUCACACUUAGGUAAAACAAGUGCACAUGCAAAAUGCAUGCAGACACACACUAUCUGUAAAAUAUGUAUUUGUGAACCCAUGUUGGAUAACUAUGUUGCUACCAGUUAGUGUGUGUAAUCAUCCACUUUCUAUGAGACAAAAUCAGCUUGUGUGUGCAAUGGAUGCAUGAGUACUUUUGUCCAGCCACAUGUUGCAUCCAUUCUUGGAAAUGUGUUCAAUGCCUCAUAAGCGUCCAUUAAAAUGUUUGUGGUCCCUAAAUACUCAGUGUUGUGUGAGGAUGUAGCCACCUAAUUCCCACUAACUGUAAUGCUAGAUGUGUGACUUCCAUGAGUGAAAUUCUGGCCUCAUUGAAGUCAAUGGCAAAACUCCCAUUAACUUCAAUGGCAUCAGGAAUAUAUCCCAUGUAACCCCAUGUGGGAAUGCCACACCAGAUCAGAACAGUGAGCCUAGGUCAGAAAUCCUGUCUCCGAAACUGGCCAGUACCAAAAACCUGAAAGGAAGGAGCAAGAAAUCUUGAAGUAGACAAUUAUGGAAACCUGCCCACUCAGGGAGUUUCUGCUUAACCCCCAUCCAUCAAUGGAUAGCUUAUGCACUGAAGCAUAGCCCUUUUGGAAUUUAUACCCUUUUUAGAAAAUAAUAUAUAUUAAACCUAUGUAAUGUAACUAUAAAUGUUUUCAUUAUACAUAUAAACAUCUGAUCUUUCUUUGAUCUUUCUUUGAUCAUACUAAGUUUCAAUAAUAUCAUGUGGCAAUGAGUUACACAGGCUUAUUAUGCAUUGUGUAAGUUAGCAGUAUCCAUUUAAAAGUUGUUGCUUUUCAAUUUCUUUGGCUGUUCCUUGUUCUUGCACCAGACUGAUCUCCUCUAUAGCAUUAAUUAAUUAAUUUCUAUCUUAGUCCUUAUUUGCCGCAUCUUUAAAUCAUUAAAGUCUUUCCAUGCUUCCAAUCCUCUUUGUCUGUCUGGACCCUUUCUAUUUCAGCUCUGUCUUUUUCAAAGUAGGAUGACCAAGCACAAUGUUCCAGCUGUCUGCAACAGGACUAUGACCCCAACCUUCCUACUGCUAGUGUCAUCAUCUGUUUCCACGAUGAAGCCUGGUCUACUCUCUUGAGAACUGUGCACAGUGUUAUGGACACAGCCCCAAGGGCCUCUCUGAAGGAAAUUAUCCUUGUCGAUGACCUCAGUCAACAAGGGCAUCUGAAGUCAACCCUGAGUGAAUACAUCUCCAAGCUGGAUGGUGUGAAAUUGAUCAGGAGCAACAAGAGGCUCGGGGUCAUCCGGGGUCGUAUGUUGGGAGCUGCACGGGCAACUGGGGAUGUGCUGGUCUUCAUGGACUCCCACUGUGAGUGUCACACAGGCUGGUUAGAACCCCUGUUGGGCAGACUAGCCACUGAGAGAAAUCGAAUCGUCUCCCCUGUCCUAGAUGUCAUUGACUGGAAGACUUUUCAGUAUUAUCACUCUGUGGAUCUGCAACGAGGUGGUUUUGAUUGGAAAUUAGAUUUCCAUUGGGAGCCGCUGCCAGAACAUGAAGAGAAGGUACGCCAGUCUGCCAUCAGCCCCAUCAGAAGUCCUGUGGUGCCUGGUGGAGUAGUGGCAAUGGACCGACAUUACUUCCAAAAUAUUGGCGCUUAUGAUUCCGACAUGACUCUAUGGGGGGCAGAAAACCUAGAAUUAUCCAUAAGGGCAUGGCUCUGUGGUGGUUCUGUUGAAAUCCUUCCAUGCUCACGGGUGGGGCACAUUUAUCGAAAUCGUAUCCCGCACACUUUUCCCAACGAAGAGGCUGCAGUGAGGAACAAAAUCCGAAUAGCAGAGACCUGGCUGGAUUCUUUUAAAGAGAUUUUCUACAAGCAUGACACAGCGGCAUUCCUAAUUAGUAAAGCUGAGAAGCCAGAUUGCAACGAGCGCCUUCAGCUGCAAAAGCGACUGGGCUGUAGAAAAUUUCAUUGGUUUAUAUCAAACGUAUACCCCGAACUCCACCCACCAGAGUACAAACCAAGAUUCUCUGGCAAGCUGUACAACACUGGUGUUGGCUUCUGUGCAGAUUACAGAUCUGCCUGGGAUGCUGCAGAAGGUCUUAUUGAGCUGUCUCCUUGUAGUGACAAAAUUAACCAGCAUUUUGAAUAUAACAGUAUGAAGGAAAUCCGGUUUGGUUCCGCUCUGCAGUUUUGCUUUGAUGUCAGACAUGAGAAGGUUAUCCUUCAAAACUGUACACAAGAGACAGAAAAUAACCAGCAACAAUGGGAUGUCCAGGAGGGUGGAAUGAUUGUCCACAUCCUUUCUGGUAAAUGUCUAGAGGCAGUGAAGAGUGAAGCUGAGAAGGACUUGUCCUUACAUGUAUGUAACAAGAAUGAGAAUCAGCUGUGGCGAUUUGAUCACUCGCAUGUGCUAGAUGAGAGAUGACUGACAGGUCUAUGUGAAGACUGUCUCCAAACCUCACGGUCACUUUCAUUUGGGAUUCAAGACACUCAGAUUCCUGCAUGCAGAAGAAAGUUGUGUGUGUCUGCCACGGUCUUCAGGAAAAGAUAGAAAGAUCUUGCUUGGAAAGUCUUGCUCAAGGAAUUGCAGCAGGCUCCUGGUUUAACCAACUCAAGCUAAAAAUUACUAUUUGUUCUCUUCAACCAGAGAAUAAAAGUACUGUGAGUAUCAGUAGUGACUCUGCAGCUGUACUGCUGCAGAAGACAAGAAGUUUGCCCUUUUAAGGAAACUUGGAAGACAAAUUGCCAAAGGGUCUCUCUUCUAAAACUUCUAAGAAAACAGGAAGAUGAAUCUUUGUGAAACUUUAGAAACUCUCUCAAAGGAAGUCCGCCUUGUUAGGAUGAGAGUUUAGCCAAGCUGUACGGUGCACUUGACCCAUAUAAAACAAAGUAGGUUUUGUAUGUAUCAAAGUAGAACAUAAUUACUUUUGUAAGAAAUAGUUAAUAUAUUCCUUUCCAAAUACACUGAGCCAAAUACCCCACUCAGUGAGAUUGCACAGUGUGUGUGAAUUAGCACAGAAUUGGGUUACAUCUUGUUCUUGUUAAAAAUUCUCAUUGAUGUCAAUGGGAGUACAAUCAGACUCUGUCUUUGGCCCAUUGUCUCUCUCGGCCUUAAUCCACAAUCUAAAUUGGAUGGGACAAUGACUCCAAAGAAAUGGAUAGAUGUACAAUUUCCGUGCUUUAGUUUCCUUUGGGUUUUAAUAACUCCUUGUCAGCAAACUUUCCACUAGUAGGCUUCAGCACACCCAACAAGAGCAGAAUACAAAAGAUUUAGGAGAAAAAAAAACUCGCAAACAACAUGUAUUUUGACAUUUAUU
Molecule: messenger RNA, 3689 nt
Organism: Chrysemys picta bellii (western painted turtle)
Lineage: Eukaryota; Metazoa; Chordata; Testudines; Emydidae
Gene: GALNT15
Product: polypeptide N-acetylgalactosaminyltransferase 15
Biological process (GO): protein O-linked glycosylation
Cellular component (GO): Golgi apparatus
Molecular function (GO): polypeptide N-acetylgalactosaminyltransferase activity
Source: RefSeq, a predicted model, not a curated record